AUGCCACCCAAAGCUUCCAAGGUGGCCAAGACAACCGGCCCUCGAUCACAAUCAUCCAAGUUUACAGCUGCUGCAGGUUCACCGAGCAAAGCACGCAAGUCAACAGGAGGCAAGAAACCGGCUGGAAAGAGAACUUCAGAUGUUCAACCAGGUGACCCUACCCCUCAAGGUCGUCGCCGACGGUAUAAGCCCGGCACUGUCGCGCUCAAGGAAAUCCGACGCUACCAGCGCUCCUACGACCUGCUGAUCGCAAAGCUGCCCUUUGCCCGGCUGGUCCGCGAAGUCGCCCUCGACUUGCUUCCCGCCGAAGUUGGCUCGCAGCUGCGGUGGCAGUCACAUGCCAUCCAAGCGCUACAAGAAGCCGCUGAAGCCUUUAUGGUUCACCUGUUCGAAGACACUAACCUGUGCGCCAUCCAUGCGAAGCGCGUUACUAUCAUGCAGAAGGAUAUCCAGCUCGCGCGCAGGAUCCGCGGGGUGUGGGGUGGCCUUGGCUGA
Molecule: messenger RNA, 495 nt
Organism: Penicillium macrosclerotiorum
Lineage: Eukaryota; Fungi; Ascomycota; Eurotiomycetes; Eurotiales; Aspergillaceae
Product: histone H3 family protein
Exons: 2
Coding region: 1-495 (164 amino acids)
Cellular component (GO): nucleosome
Molecular function (GO): protein heterodimerization activity; DNA binding; structural constituent of chromatin
Source: RefSeq, a predicted model, not a curated record